Messenger RNA from Cololabis saira (Pacific saury), 1151 nucleotides. RefSeq lists its product as uncharacterized. NCBI's taxonomy places the organism in Eukaryota, Metazoa, Chordata, Actinopteri, Beloniformes, Belonidae. The record is from RefSeq and is a predicted model, not a curated record. The coding region runs from base 1 to 1104 and encodes 367 amino acids. The transcript is spliced from 2 exons.
AUGUAUGAAGCUGCAAAGAUGACAAUGUUGCGAUUUUACAUUGCAACCAAGCAAAAAGAAAUGAAUGAAAAUGCCACUGAUGUGAUCCUUGUUUCUGCAACCAGUGGCAGUGAAGUCAGUGUCGCAGAACGACAAACAGGAGAUGUCACAAAUGGCACAGAUCAGCUCCAGCCUUCUCCAGAAACAUCUCUUGAUUCUGGAACUAUUACCUUUGGCCCGGUUUACGGCGUGGAAGAAGACACAGACGACACGCUGUUCUUUGAGGAUUUUGUUAUUCCUAUGUUUAGCUAUUCCUCUGCCUCCUUUAGUGAAGACGGUAAGUGCUUAAAAUGUAGUUUAUUUACAGGGCUGGAGGCGAGGCUCAGUCAGUUAGAGGUCCGGUUCUGCCAAUUUGACCAUAAUCCGAUAGCCUCCUCAGCUAACCAGGCUAAGCUAGCGGCGGACCGGCCCAUAGCAGCUGAGGGUAGCCGCUCCCCUGCAGCUCCCGAGCAGCCGGCCAGUCAGGACCGCUGGGUGACGGUUCGGAGGAAGCGUAGUCUUAAAGGGCUCACGGAACACCACCACCCGCUUCAUGUGUCUAACAGAUUUUCCCCACUCAGCGACACACCUGUUGAGAAACCGACCCUGGUGAUUGGCGACUCCAUAGUCAGACAUGUGAAGCCGACUCCAGAGACCAUAGUUAGGUGUAUCCCGGGGGCCAGAGCGGGCGACAUUGAAGCAAAUUUGAAGCUACUGGCAAAGGGUAAUCGUAAAUAUGGUAAAGUUAUCAUCCAUGUCGGAGCUAACGACUCCCGUCUUCGCCAGUCGGAAGUAACCAGAAUGAAUAUUGUCUCGGUGUGUAACUACGCCAAAAGUAUGUCGGACUCUGUAGGUUUCUCUGGCCCCCUCCCCAAUCUGACCAGCGAUGACAUGUUUAGUCGCAUGCUCUCGCUCCGUCGCUGGUUGUAUCGGUGGUGUUCAGAAAACGACGUGGCCUUUAUUGACAAUUGGGAAACGUUCUGGGGAAAGCCCGGUCUGAUUAGAAGAGACGGCAUUCAUCCCACCCGGGCUGGUGCUGCUCUUGUCUCUAGUAAUUUGGCCUGUUUCAUUAGACCCUCUCCCUGACAUCGCAGGGUCCAGGCCAGGAUGCAGAGCUGUAGUUUAACACACUU